AUGGGCCGCGUGAAAAUCGCACCCGAGUCGGUGGAAUGCAAUCUCAGAAAUGAAGAAUCUGAAGCGUUUGGUCUACCACAAGAUAUCUGGAGUCCGCCCCCGAAGGCCAGAAGAUAUGGGCUCUUUUUCUGGUGGCGAAUUCUCGGCCUAAGGCACUUUUUCAUCUCCGGGCUGCUGAUCGGUUUGGCGUUGCUGGGUGGAGUGAUUUUUUACAAUAUCGAGCGGGACUCGGAGAUAGAGAAUGAAGCCAAGAAAGCGGCGGUGCUAGAAAAGGAUAUCCUCUAUCACACCGAAGAGCUGAUGAGGAAAAAUGUGACGUCGCCCGAGGAAUUGGCCGAUCAGCUCAGGCACAUCUACACGGAGCUCCAGAAGACCGAGAAAAUCUUCAAAAAUUCGGCUUUCUACAAAAAUGAGGGUGACGACCAUCUGAUGUGGCAAUAUUGGCCAGCCGUGUUCUAUGCCUCGAACAUUUUCAUGACCACUGGAUAUGGUACCCAACACGUGCUCACCGAUCGCGGGCGCGUCAUCACAAUCCUCUACGGUUUUUUCAUGCUGCCAUUCAUGAUCGUGCUCUGUCGAGAUCUGGGCCAAUGGUGGUUGAUCUUGGUGACUAGGGCAUAUGCAAAGGUUCUUCUUAGAUAUAGAAAAGCAAGAGGCAUCGAGACAAACCCAAAAGAGGAGAUCGCCGUCCCGCUAUCGAUUUUGGUCAUCUUAACUUGGCUGAACCUGAUGUUUUGUGGUGCCUGUAUUUUCGCCUAUGAUGCCCUGUACGACCAAUGGUGGGGCCGAGAUGAGCUUGGCCCUCCGAUGGGAUUCUGGGAUGGUUGUUACUUUACGUAUAUCACGAUUUCCGGGAUGGGCAUGAGUGAUGACGUACCGGUGUAUGCGGCUGUAAGU
Molecule: messenger RNA, 897 nt
Organism: Mesorhabditis spiculigera
Lineage: Eukaryota; Metazoa; Nematoda; Chromadorea; Rhabditida; Rhabditidae
Source: the annotation of a GenBank genome assembly